Molecule: messenger RNA, 2064 nt
Organism: Hordeum vulgare subsp. vulgare (domesticated barley)
Lineage: Eukaryota; Viridiplantae; Streptophyta; Magnoliopsida; Poales; Poaceae
Product: flavonoid 3'-monooxygenase CYP75B137-like
Exons: 2
Coding region: 30-1850 (606 amino acids)
Molecular function (GO): iron ion binding; heme binding; oxidoreductase activity, acting on paired donors, with incorporation or reduction of molecular oxygen
Source: RefSeq, a predicted model, not a curated record
GCCAUUAAUCGCUGCAUUUGGCAGAGCAAAUGAUAAGGUUUGCGUGGAUGUCAAAGGCGAGCGUUCCUCGCAUUUUCCCUCCACGAGCUGGCAGCUCGUUGCCGGGACGAGACAAACGCGAGAUCCCCAUUCUUUGCUACUCCCGUCCACACGCCAACUCCUAUUCGAGGUUGGCAAGGGGAAAACACCGCCUUGCCCAUACACCCAGCCAGGAUCCGCCACGCACCAUCGCUGCCUGUUUCUCCUUGUCUCAGUCCCUAGCUACCACUACCGCAGCGUGCGCAGCCAUGGACGCGGCCACCUCGACGACGCUGCUCUACGGGGCGCUGCUCGUGGCCGCCUUCCUCUACGUUGCCACCCUCCGGCGUGGCCGCGGCAGGGGCGAAGGCGGCCUGCCGCCGGGCCCGAGGGGCCUGCCGCUCUUGGGCAGCCUCCUGUCCCUCGACCCGGACCUGCACACCUACUUCGCCGGCCUCGCCAACAAGUACGGCCCCAUCUUCUCCAUCCGACUCGGCUCCAAGCUGGGAAUUGUCAUCACCUCCCCGGCGCUGGCCCGCGAGGUGCUGCGCGACAACGACCUCGUCUUCUCCAACCGGGACAUCCCGGACGCCGCGCGCUCCAUCUCCUACGGCGGCGGUCAGAACAUCGUCUGGAACCCCGUCGGCCCCACCUGGCGCCUGCUCCGCCGCGUCUGCGUCCGCGAGAUGCUCAGCCCCGCUGGCUUGCAGAAUGUGCACGGCCUCCGCCGCCGCGAGUUCAGGGCCACGCUUGCGCACCUGCACUCCAUGGCCAGCGCCGGCAAGCCGGUUGACGUCGGCGCGCAGAUGUUCCUCACUACCAUGAACGUCAUCACUGGCACGCUGUGGGGCGGCAACAUAGGGACCGAGAGCGAGCGGACGGCGGUGGGCAAGGAGUUCCGGGAGCUUGUUGCGGAGAUCACAGAGAUGCUAGGCGCGCCUAACGUGUCAGACUUCUUCCCUGCGCUGGCGCCGUUCGACCUGCAGGGAAUCCGGAAGAAGUCGGACGCGCUCAAGGAGCGGUUCGACAACAUCUUUGGCAGAAUCAUAGAGAAGAGGGUCGAGACCGACCAGGCCGGGGGCGACACGGCAGAAGACUUCCUCGAAUACAUGCUCAAGAUGGAGAAGGAAGGUGGCGACGGGAAAACAGCCUUCACCAUGACCAACGUGAAGGCCCUUCUCAUGGAUAUGGUGGUCGGGGGGACAGAGACGACGUCGAACACGGUGGAAUGGGCCAUGGCGGAGAUGCUACAAAACCUGCGGAUACUGCGGAAGGUGCAGGAGGAACUCGACGAGGUGGUUGGGAUCGACGGCGUGGUGGAGGAAUCGCAUCUCCCGCAGCUGCACUAUCUGCAUCUGGUGGUCAAGGAGACGCUCCGGCUGCAUCCGGCGCUGCCGCUCAUGGUGCCGCACUGCCCCAACGAAGACACGACCGUCGGCGGCCACCGCGUCCCGGCGGGCAGCCGCGUGUUCGUGAACGCAUGGGCGAUCAUGAGGGACCCCGCGGCAUGGAAGGAUCCGGCGAAGUUCAUCCCGGAGAGGUUCGCUUCUCAGGCCAGCGAUGGCGACGGCGGGCGGAAGGUGGACUUCACCGGCAGCGAGCUGGACUACGUGCCGUUCGGGUCCGGCAGGAGGAUCUGCGCGGGCAUCGCCAUGGCCGAGAGGAUGACGGCAUACUCGCUGGCCAUGCUGCUGCAGGCCUUCGACUGGGAGCUGCCGGAGGGAACGGCGCUGGACCUGACGGAGAAGUUCGGCAUCGUCAUGAAGAAGGCCACGCCGCUGGUCGCCGUUCCCACGCCGAGGCUUUCCAGACCCGAGCUCUAUUCCACAUAGAUAGCUGGUCCUACUCCAUGACCAUGAGUCCGUGCUCGAUUCCGUUAAUGGAGUCGGUGCUCUAUGUCAUAAUGGCACCAUGCAACACAUUUCCCCUCUCGUGCUGUUGGUGCUCCAAACAAAAGUUUGCUUUUCUACAGUUGCAAUUGUGUGUUUCUUAGUCAGGUUGUAAUGAAUAAUAUCAUAUGUUAAUAUCAAAAGAAUAGUUUAUUUA